Molecule: messenger RNA, 1819 nt
Organism: Musa acuminata AAA Group (dessert banana)
Lineage: Eukaryota; Viridiplantae; Streptophyta; Magnoliopsida; Zingiberales; Musaceae
Product: ninja-family protein 1-like
Exons: 2
Coding region: 715-1773 (352 amino acids)
Biological process (GO): signal transduction; negative regulation of DNA-templated transcription
Cellular component (GO): nucleus
Source: RefSeq, a predicted model, not a curated record
ACCCCCACAACGGCCUUGUCCGCCAUUGGGAUCAGGUAGCGUGAACCCUUUUCAUUUUUCGCUGGUGAUUCAGCACCCUGAGUAUCAGCUACGCUGAUGAGGGGAGAGCCGGACCGCAACGGACGGACACGUGUCGUAAUGACCUCCACGAAACGUGCACCUCGGACAGCAGGAGACCACGUCAUCGGCUCUGGCGCCAGGUGAGAGGCGCCGCGCCGCGCCGCUUGGGUGGCGUUAAUGCGUACUUCCCUUAAGCCACGUGCGACACUUCCCCCCGGGGUUAGGACACGUGUCCUCCCCGGCUCCGGCGCCGCUCCUUACCUUACACGUAGGGGCAUUUUGGACAUCACAAACACUCCUGGGGAACAUGACCCUCUGGCUUCCCCUCUCUGCCGCCCGUGUCUUUCUCUCUCAUGUUUGAUGGCGUCGCUUCGAGUCGUACACGAGACUUCAUCUUCGUGUACCCUCUCUAAUAUAUAUGAUUCUGAGCUCCAGGGGGUUCAAAGAUCUCUGUUUCGUGUUCUUUUCUCUGUUUUCUCCUCGUCCCAUAUCUUCUCUGCUUGUCCUCCUAUUUACCUCUGAACUUCGAGUCGUAGCCGACACCACCUUACGGGUUUGAAAUUAAUAGAUAAAAAAGAUCAAAACUGUGAGAAAAAAAGAUCGCUUUUUGAUCGGAAAUCGGUGUCUUUUGUUCCGCGGUUUAUAUCUGAUCUUAUGAUGGAAGUAGAGUUGGUGAAAGGGGAGGCGGAGCUGGAACGUCAGUCGUCGGUUAUCGAGAGUUCUCCGAGGGAUUUGCUUCGUAGAUUGUCUGGAAACAACUGCUUCAAUGAGCAGCGGGAGGUUCCGAGCGGGGAGUCUGAUGAGGUCGAGCUCAAUCUCAACCUCGGCCUCUCCCUCGGCGGAUGCUUGGGGGUGGAUCCGAGGGGGAAGAAGCUGAUUCGGUCAUCGUCGAUCGCGUCCUUCUCGUCGCUGCCGAGGGAGCACGAGUUCUCUCCGGGAACCCCGACCAUGGUGAGGACGAGCUCGUUGCCGACGGAGACGGAGGAGAAGAGGAGGAAGAUGAAGGAGUUGCAGGGCUUGAGACGGUUGGAAGCGAAGAGGAAGAGAUUGGAGAAGAGGAAGUCGAUCAAAUCAUGUAAUCCGAAAUCAGAUGUGGGUAUGGACGGAGGAAAGAGUUUGGCGCACCCCUGCACAGUCAACGGCCGCCUCAGCCUUCCGAUCGGUAGCCAGUUCAGUGGGCUGUUCAGUGUAGCCACUCCUCCAGCCCUACGGCCGUGGACGUCAGGGACUAAGAUCACCGCAGCACAGGGGUCCGAGCUCGAGAACCAGACGCCUGCUCGAGGGUUGUUCAACCUGCCUGCUUUUAGCAGUUUCAAUGACACGGCAACUGUGCAAUCAGUUUCUGCUCACAAGACUGCAAUUGCCCCUCUCGUGUCAGGAGCUCGGAUAACCAUUACUCCCAUUGGCGGAGAAGAAGACCCUUUGAAGAAGAAGAAGAAGGUAAGAUUAACCAGGGAUGCAAGUCUGGGGAGGAACAUGAUAGGGGAGAUGCCAUGUGUGUCCACCAGGGGAGAUGGCCCAAACGGGAGGAGGAUCGAGGGCUUCCUCUACAAAUACAAAAAGGGAGAAGAGGUAAGAAUAGUAUGUGUCUGCCAUGGCAGCUUCCUAACCCCAGCUGAGUUUGUUAAGCACGCAGGAGGUGGUGAUGUAACCCACCCUCUGAGGCAUAUCGUCGUCAAUCCCAUGCCAUCAGCCUUAAUGAGUUUAAGAUGAUUUACCUAUGAAAGAUGGAUGAAUGUUACUUGCAGGUACUUUUGAA